This is a messenger RNA of Neopsephotus bourkii (Bourke's parrot), 3611 nucleotides long. It is a transcript of the gene KANSL3, whose product is annotated as KAT8 regulatory NSL complex subunit 3. The coding region runs from base 24 to 3446 and encodes 1140 amino acids. The transcript is spliced from 22 exons. NCBI's taxonomy places the organism in Eukaryota, Metazoa, Chordata, Aves, Psittaciformes, Psittacidae. Gene Ontology annotation, cellular component: NSL complex. Gene Ontology annotation, biological process: positive regulation of transcription by RNA polymerase II. The record is from RefSeq and is a predicted model, not a curated record.
CAUGUCGCGGCGGUAGCAGGGCAAUGUCGCACCGCGGGGGGGACCGGGAUCGCGAUCGCGAUCGGGAUCGGGAGCUGCAGUGGUCGGCGCGGAGGAUGGGGACGUCGCUGCUGCUGCAGCUGUCGGCGCACGAGCGGGAGCUGGACCUGGUCUGCCUCGACCACAGCUACGCCAAGCCCUGGAGCGCGCACCCCGACGCCAGCGCCGCCCGGCCCACCCGCAUGCUCUUCCUCACCCCGCGGCGCCAGCCCGGAGCCGGCCUAGAGGCCGAUGUGCCCAUCGACGUGGAGACGGUGACGCCGGUGGCCGUGCCCCUCUACGACAACCAGAAGGCGCGGAGCGUGAUGAACGAGUGCGAGCGGCACGUCAUGUUCGCCCGCACGGACGCCGAUGCCCCCCCGCCACCCGAUGACUGGGAAGAGCACGUCAACAGGACAGGCUGGACUAUGGCCCAGAACAAGCUGUUCAAUAAGAUCCACAAGGCUCUGCAGUCUGACAGGCUGGCUCGCUUGGCUAAUGAAGGGGCUUGCAAUGAGCCAGUCCUGAGGAGGAUAGCAGUGGACAAAUGCGCUCGGAGGGUCCGCCAGGCUCUGGCCAGUGUCAACUGGGACACCAAACUGAUCCAGUGGCUGCACACAACGCUGGUGGAGACCCUCAGCUUGCCAGUGCUGGCUGCUUACCUGGAUGCUCUGCAGACACUUAAAGGAAAGAUCCCCACCCUGAUCGACAGGAUGCUGCUCUCCUCUACCACCAAGACAGGGGCAGCGGGUGCUGAGGCUCUGUCUCUGCUGCUGAAGAGACCUUGGGACCCAGCAGUGGGUGUCUUGUCGCAUAAUAAACCAAGCAAAUUGCCUGGUUCCCCCCUCAUCCUGAUUGCUUCCUCUGGACCCUCCAACUCCAUGUUCCCCACUUCCCGACGGCACCGGUUCUGGCAGUCACAGCUUUCCUGCCUGGGAAAGGUGAUUCCCAUCACCACCCACCUGCUGAACAACGGCAGUGGGGUGGGAGUACUGCAGUGUCUGGAGCACAUGAUUGGGGCUGUGAGGGGCAAAGUGGCCGAGAUUCACAGCCACUUCUCUCACAAGCCCAUCAUCUUGAUCGGGUGGAACACCGGUGCCUUGGUGGCCUGUCACGUUUCAGUGAUGGAGUAUGUCACUGCAGUUGUGUGCCUUGGAUUCCCCCUUCUCACUGUGGAUGGCCCCAGAGGGGAUGUUGAUGACCCCCUCCUGGAGAUGAAGACCCCUGUGCUCUUUGUGAUCGGGCAGAAUUCCCUGCAGUGCAACAUGGAAGCCAUGGAAGAUUUCCGGGAGAAAAUACGAGCUGAUAACAGCCUGGUGGUGGUGGGAGGAGCAGAUGACAACCUCAGGAUAAGCAAAGCCAAAAAGAAGUCAGAAGGCCUCACCCAGAGCAUGGUGGACCGCUGCAUCCAGGAUGAAAUAGCUGACUUCUUGACUGGAGUCCUCACCCGAGCAGAGAGCCACUCAGGCUCUGAUCCCCGUGACCUGGAUGCUGAGAAGAAGAAGAAGCCCCGAGACUCCACCAGGAGGGAUCUGUCCUUCGACCUGCCAGAACGGAGCAGCAGACCUGCCUCCCCAGCAGCCAAAGUGCCUGCUUCUCCUUCAGGCUCAGAGGACUUGUCCAGCAGCCCCACUUCAAGCCCCAAGACCAAAGUGGCCGCCGUGUCCUCCCUGCAGAAGCCCAGCCAGAUGGGCCCCACGCAGCUGCUGAAGAGGCACGUGCCAAGGCCAGACACUGUCCUUGCCCACAAGCAGGCCCAAGCUCAGUUUGCUGCUUUUCUGAAACAAAACAUGCUGGUGAGGAAAGCUCUUCCUCCUGGCACCUCUUCAUGUCUCUUUGUUCCAGUGUCCUCAGAGCACUCGGAAGGGGCUGACAAAGAUGAUGUGCGUGUGCAGCUGAAGAGGCACCAGGCCCCCAGCCCGACCCAGUGCACCAAACCCUCCAAACGCGCCAAAAUCAAGGUGACCAUUGUGUCUCACGGCGAUGCUGCUGGCGUGGGGAACGGAGCAGCCCUCAGCACCCAGGCAGAAAUGGUCGCUGGGAAGCCGGUCCCUGUGGCUGUUGGCCAGGCUGUGCCGGGCGUGAAGGAGCUCUCAGGACUGCUCACCACCCCCAAGCUGAGUUCAGCAACAGAAACCUCCUCCACGAGCCCUGCUCCAUCCUCUGUGAUCCCCAGCAGCACGACACCCAGUGCUUUCCAUGCCCUGCAGAGCAGGCUGGUGGCCAGCAGCACCCACUGCCUGCAGGCCCAGCCGGCCAGUACCCUCCAAGGAGCAGCAUCUGCCAGCAGCCUGCUGCAAGGGCUGAGCUUCAGCCUGCAGGACAUUGGGACCAAGUCAUCUCCCCUUCCAGCCAGUGUGGCUGCUGCUGGGCAGCCCGUGCAGACCUCAGCUGUGAAGACACCUGCACCUAUGCAGAACCUCAGUGCUAUAACCACAGACACCAGCACCAUUGUCCGCACCAUCCCGGUUGCCACCUCUCUGUCCUUGGGAGCCUCAGCGGGUGGGAAGCCCACGGCCAUUCACCAGCUGCUGACAAAUGGGGGCCUGGCCAAGCUGGCUAGCAGUCUCCCUGGCCUGGCUCAGAUCUCCAACCAGGCAGCAGGCUUGAAGGCCCCCACGACCAUUACUGUGACGCUGCGAGGGCAGCCCAGCCGUGUGACCACCCUGAGCCAGGCUGCCAUGGGCACUGUGCAGCCCCAGCUGGAGGAGCAGGCAAUGCACACACAGGCACCUCAGGCUCCAGACUGUGCUGGUGGGAACGUGGGCGGCCCAGCCUCCAGCGCCACCUCUCCUGGCCAGCUGCUGCCUCACAUGGAUCUCAGCAAAGCCCAGGCUGGUGCAGAGAUGGCUCCUGCCGACCCCGUGGCAGCACCCGUAGUGACCAGCACCAGCCCCAUGAAGACGCUGUACGUCAUGUCGGAUGCGAAGCUGUCUGCACUGACCAAGUCUGUGUUGGCUGAGGCUACCUCCGUUCCCCUCAAGCUGCCGAGCAUCCAGCCUUCCUCCUCCUCCUCCUCUUCCACCACCUCUGCCACCGGUGCUGGUACCCUUGCCAGCACCCCCAGCCCUCCCAGCAGCCUGAUGCACUCGAAGGUCCUGCAGACUGCUUCCAAGACGCUCAUCCUGACCUCAGCACUGGCCACGGUGAAGGGUGAUGGAGCCCUGGGACACAGCGGGGAGAAGGGCACCUUGACCAAGAGCACUGCAGCCCUUGGCCAUGCUCUGGGGGCAGUGGAGACCCUGGGGAGGGUUCCCUCUGUGGUGGACGAGGGGAGCACCAUCAUCCACAGCAGAGAGGCUCUGGCCAGCAGGCAGUUGCUAUCCCAAGGGCUGCUGCCAGGAGGGGCCGGUACCACGCUCAUAACACUGGGCAGCAGCUCCUCCAUCAUCGCCACGGCAGGGCCCACGCUCAGCCAGAAGCCAUAGGGACCCCCAGGAUCCCCAUGGAUCCACAACUGGCACUUGGGAAGACUGAGCUCGACUGCGGAGUGGGAUUGGAGCAGCCCCAUGGGACAAGCUUGGGCUGGAGCAAAGCAGGGGGGAUGUUGAAGUGGUUUUGUUGCUGUUUAAUAAACCUUUCCUUUUCUUGUU